GCGAGACUCCAUCUGAAAAAAAACAAAACAAAAAAAAGAAACGUCAGGCAAGCAAUGUCGUACAUUUACAUAAGAGACCGGCCCGGCCCGACGCCGCCGCUCCGACGUUCCUGCGGGUCCAGGAGUGGAUCCCGCGCCCCGCGCCCCAACCCCCGCAGCCCGCCCAGGUCCGGGGGGAAACGGAGUGCCGGGAACGCCUCCGCCCUCCCGCGCCCGUCGGCCCGGGGCUGACACCCGGUCUCGCCCGGAACCCGCCACGCGCGCCCCCAGCGGCAGCCCGGGCGACGGCCGCGCGGCGGGAGGCAGAAGGCGUCCGACCUCGAGCGCCAUCGAGGCGCGCGGUCCUCCGGGCCUCCCAGAGCGGCGCGGCGGCCGCUUCCGGGGGCGGGGCCGGAACCGGAGCCUGAGCGUCCGGCGCCCUGCGCUCCUCCUCGCGCUGUCCGGGCGGCUCUGGGUGAGUCGGCUCCGCCUGCGGGGCGGGGACCGGGAGGGAGGCGCGGCGUCCUCGGAGCCCGGCCCGGCAGAGGCGGAGCGGAGCUCGGCAGGGAGCGGACCCGCGGCCGGCACCGCCGCCUCCGCCCGCCUUGGGUCCCGCGCCCCGGUCCGUGCCGGCUGCGGUCUGCGGCGUGCGGCGGGGUCCCCAGACCCGCUUCGCCGGCCCGGACCGCUGCGCAGAGACGAGGCCGCGGGCGGGAGGCCUGGCGAGGCGGGGCUGCUCCGGGGAGCCGCGGGCCGUGCCGCGAGGCCUCCUCCCGCCGGCGGGCUCCUCCCGGUGACCUCCGUCCACGCCGCGCAGUGUCGCCGUCUCCGCGGGCCGGGGCGUGGAUCGUAGCGGAGGUGGGACGUUAGCGUAACGGGCAGAAGCGCAGCGCGGUGACUUCUGGGCUUGCCCAGCGCCACGCGCGGCGGAAACCAAGGAGAUGAGGUGGUGAGAGGGCGGCGUGGGCGGCCAGGGCGGCUCCGCGGAGGGCCGACUCGCCGAACCUGCGGCGCGGCCAGCCGGGUGCCCGGGCCCCCGAGGAAGCGCGGUUACUGCGCGUGGGGCGGAGGCGACGCCUCCUGGUCUUCCGGACCCCAGCCGCGUUCCUCGUGGUCCUCCGUCUGCACGAGCACCCUCCUCCCCGGACCUGUUCUCCCUCAGCACCCGAAGCAACAGCCUGUCACUGCGCGACGACCAGCGGCUUAAUCUGACUGUGAAGAUUCAUUUCCUCAUUCCAAAGACAGAACUAAAAGCAGGGUUUUUUGUUUUUGUUUUUUGUUUUUUGUUUUUUUACCUUCUAACCGGGGCAUGCACUCCCCAGACGUGAGCAAAGAAAGAACAACAAUGCAUGCACUGUCUCUAGCACCUGCUUCUCCACAAAGGGUACCCUGGAAUGGUGAUGGCACUUCCGAUGCCUGGACCCCAGGUGAGCACCCCCUCUGAGCCUGUCUGCCGCCCCAGGAGCCUGCUUCGCCCCAGCCUCAGCUUUUCAGCUCUGAGAACCUUCCAGGGAGCCUCACACCCACCCUCAUGACAAGAUGGAGUCUGCAAGCCAAGGACGGCCUCCUUCCUCUAUGGAGGCUGUUGUGUUCGAGGAUGUGGCUGUGUACUUCACGAGGAUAGAGUGGAGUUGCCUGGACCCCAACCAGCAGGUGCUCUACAGGGACGUGAUGCUGGAGAACUAUAGGAACUUGGCCUCUCUAGGCUUUCUUGUUGCCAAACCAGCACUGAUCUCCCUCCUGGAGCAAGGAGAGGAGCCAGGGGCCUUGAUUCUGCAGGUGGCUCAACAGAGAGGGGUCAAAACCAGCCUGUGCACAGAUUCCAGGAUGGAGCCCGGGAUCAUGGACUCUCCUCUGCAGAGAAAGCUUUCCAGGCAGGCAGGACGCUCGGGCACGGUGUGGGGGUGCCUGCCUGAGGAGGACCCCGCACCACCCCACCCGCGUAGUGGUCCUGAGGACGGGUCAGAGAAGCAAACCCCCAGCCCCGGGGCUCCGGAGCGCAGCGCCUCCCCAGGGGUUCUGCAGGAGGCCCUGGGCCGGCCCAUAGGGAGUACUGCUCCACGCUACAGGUGCGCGUGCGGCAAAGCGUUCAGAUACAACUCCCUGCUGCUCAGGCACCAGAUCAUCCACACUGGCGCCAAGCCCUUCCAGUGCACGGAGUGCGGGAAGGCCUUCAAGCAGAGCUCCAUCCUGCUGCGGCACCAGCUGAUCCACACCGAGGAGAAGCCGUUCCAGUGCAGCGAGUGCGGCAAGGCCUUCCGGCAGAGCACGCAGCUGGCUGCCCACCACCGCGUCCACACCCACGAGCGGCCUUAUGCGUGCAGCGAGUGCAGCAGGACCUUCAGCCGCAGCUCCCGGCUGCUGCAGCACCAGAAGUUCCACACCGGGGAGAAGGCCUUCGAGUGCGGCGAGUGCGGCGAGUGCGGCAAGGCCUUCUGCCGCAGGUUCACCCUCAGCGAGCAUGGCCGCAUCCACAGCGGGGAGCGGCCCUACCGGUGCCUGCGGUGCGGGCAGCGCUUCAUCCGGGGGUCCUCGCUUCUGAAGCACCACCGGCUGCACGCCGAGGAGGGCCCCCGGGACGGCGGCGCGGGGCAGGGCGCCCUGCUCGGAGCGGCACAGAGGCCGCAGGCGGGGGACCGGCCCCACGAGUGCCCGGUGUGCGGGAAGCCGUUCCGACACCGCUCCCUGCUGCUGCUGCACCUGCGUCUGCACACGGGCGAGAAGCCGUUCGCGUGCGCAGAGUGCAGCAAGGCCUUCGCUCGCAAGUCCAGCCUCACUCUGCACCAGAAAAUCCACACCAAGGAGAAGCCCUUCGCGUGCACCGAGUGCGGCAAGGCCUUCCGCAGGAGCUACACGCUGAGCGAGCACUACCGGCUCCACAGCGGCGAGAGGUCGUACCAGUGCCGCUCCUGCGGGAGGGCCUGCAGCCGCCUGUCCACCCUCAUCCAGCACCAGAAGGUGCACGGCCGCGAGUACCGCGAGGACAUGGAGGGCGGGCGGGCGCCGCGCCUGGCUUCCUGAUGACGGGGACCACAGUUCGAGGAUUCACACGGGAAGCCUGCACAAGCGGGCGCGGUCCCAGCGCGGAAAUUCGAAUCCCACGUCCUGAAGGUGCGGCAGAGUCUUGAGAAGGGGCCAGCUCUUACCCGGAGCGCUCGGCCUCUUGCUCCAGCUGGGCAGCAGGGAGGGAAGGGCAGCUAGUGGCCCGUGGUGUGGCCUCAGGAAUCAGCAUCAACCACUGUUUCCUGGGACCUUUGGGAAAUGUCCCCGAGCUGGCAGAAGUGAGGGAGGGGCAGCUAUGCUCAAUCCGCAAAGAGCAGAGCAAAGGGGACGCCAUAGACACACAUGCAGCCUGGCGCAGCCAGGCCUCAGCACCAGGCCCUGCGUGGUGGCGAGUUUCAGGUGGUGUCAAGCUGACUCAGGAUAGAAGAUGUCUUUGUUGGCUGCCAUGUCUCCUGCCUGUAAUCUCAUCACUUUGGGAGGCCCAGGCAGGAGGUUUGCU
Saimiri boliviensis boliviensis (Bolivian squirrel monkey) is the source of this 3481-nucleotide messenger RNA. RefSeq names its product zinc finger protein 517 (gene ZNF517). The record is from RefSeq and is a predicted model, not a curated record. Gene Ontology annotation, cellular component: nucleus. Gene Ontology annotation, molecular function: RNA polymerase II cis-regulatory region sequence-specific DNA binding; DNA-binding transcription activator activity, RNA polymerase II-specific. Lineage: Eukaryota; Metazoa; Chordata; Mammalia; Primates; Cebidae. Gene Ontology annotation, biological process: regulation of transcription by RNA polymerase II.